AUGCUCGUGACGAAUCCACGGCAGUACGGACAUGUGUUGUGCAACACAAGUUCCCGCAGGGCCACAACGCAGUCCACACACGCAAACAAUUGUGGGGUUCACAAUUGCCCUGGUCCUCGGUGGUUCGUCAUAAGAGCCGGUUCUGGGGCUGGACCCGGUGCUGGGGCUGAGCCGGUGCUGGGGCAGGAGCCGGUGCUGGGGCAGGAGCCGGUGCUGGGGCUGAGCCCUGUUCCUCGGUGGUUCGUCAUAAGAGCCGGUUCUGGGGCUGGUGUCGGUGCUGGGGCUGGAGCCGGUGCUGGAGCCGGUUCUGAGGCUGGAACCGGUUCUGGGGCUAGAGCCGGUUCUGGGGCUGGAGCCUGUUCUGGGGCUGGAACCGGUGCUGGGUCUGAGCCGGUGCUGGGGCAGGAGCCGGUGCUGGGGCAGGAGCCCUGUUCCUCGGUGGUUCGGUGCUGA
Molecule: messenger RNA, 453 nt
Organism: Macrosteles quadrilineatus (aster leafhopper)
Lineage: Eukaryota; Metazoa; Arthropoda; Insecta; Hemiptera; Cicadellidae
Product: merozoite surface protein 2
Exons: 2
Coding region: 1-453 (150 amino acids)
Source: RefSeq, a predicted model, not a curated record